Messenger RNA from Carcharodon carcharias (great white shark), 5010 nucleotides. RefSeq names its product mitoferrin-1-like. The transcript is spliced from 3 exons. The coding region runs from base 2074 to 2643 and encodes 189 amino acids. The record is from RefSeq and is a predicted model, not a curated record. Gene Ontology annotation, molecular function: ferrous iron transmembrane transporter activity. NCBI's taxonomy places the organism in Eukaryota, Metazoa, Chordata, Chondrichthyes, Lamniformes, Lamnidae. Gene Ontology annotation, cellular component: mitochondrial membrane. Gene Ontology annotation, biological process: iron import into the mitochondrion.
UGUGUUGCAUGCCUGUCUGUUGGAUUCAGUGUUCAUGCUCUGAUUGAAUGGUGUCUUAGAGUGGCCCAGGCUUCAACUUGACCUCAUCAGUUCUGAGCUUUGGGUUUGCACUUUUGGUUCUGAUUUCAGUCCUCUGCGAACUGUUAAACCAUGUCUUGGCCCCCUGCUGCAUUGAGAAGCUAGCCAGUAACCAGGACUUGCAAAGUCCAGAGGGCAGGUUCAAUGGACUGGGUCCAGAUGUCGGAUGCUGCUCGCUGGAAAUGUAAGCCUGCCAAGCCCCGCGGGUCCAGGCAGUUUCUAUUUCCUUGCGGGUGAAUGGGGCAAGUCCACAGUCCGAGGGUGAACCACAUCACCGUCACUGGAAGGGCAGUUUAUUUGGGUUUGGGCUGAUGAUGUUAGAAAUGUCCCCAUUGGGCUUAAUUUUCAUGGCAAGAGGGCAGAAAAGGGGCCAGCACAAUGAAAGGGACACCCACUCAAUGAUGGGCCUUUUGAGUGAGGGAAGGUCUCCUUCCAGCCUUGACCCCAUGCAUCUGAUAUUCUGCUGUCUGGGACUGGGGGUAGGGGGUAUGGUUGUCAGUAAAUUGGCCUCUAGUUACUGCUGCUUUGAGGUUCAACCCUUGGCUUUGUCCUGAGGAUUUCUGGUCAAGUAGCUUAGAACAGGUAUAUGCUCACCCCGCAGCACUGUUCCACCGAACUUCCUCACAAAGGGUAGUUUGGGGUGUUCCUGUGAAGAACCUGAUAAAUAUUAUUUCAGUCUGUUGUGUGGCCAUGGUGAUAUAUUGGGGGAGGGGCAGGGAAGGUGUAUUUUGGGAUGAGCAAGAAGAUGAUGGAAGGCUGUGCUGUAUUGACGGAGUGAAUGUGUUUGCUCAUUUGUAAGCUUUGUUCUGGCUGCUGACUCUUAGUUGCCCUGUCGUCCUCCAACUCUCAUACUUGUGGAGAAAGAAAGGAAUAGCUUGCAUUUCUCUAGCACCAACCAUGAUCUCAGCACAUCCCAAACCAGUUGAACAGCCAGUGGGCUAGUCCUGAAUUGUAGUCACUGUUGUAAUAUAGCAGCAAAGUCCCACUUAAAGCAAUGUGAUGUGAAGCUGUACUGAUUACAUUUAUGGGCAAGGAAGUCAGCAAGAUGUGUGUGCAAAUCCUUCCAGGAAAAUUUGUGACUAUGAACUGGGCUUUUGAACAAAGCUGCUAUCAAUAAAAGUAAUUUAUGAACCUGUUGGAUUAUCAUGAUCCUGACCCACCCCAGCAUGAUUGACCCAUGACAACCCUCUGAAGUGACCGAGCGGGCCAAGGCAACUAGGGUAGGAUCGUAAAUGCCAGCGAUGCCCAGAUCCUGAAAAUGAAUCAUCCACACUUCAUCAUCACAUAAACUCCUCUUGGUGAUAUUGGUUGAGGGAUUAAAUAUUGGUCUGGAGACUGGAGAGAAUGAUCCUGCUUGCCUCUGAAGUAAUGGUGUGGGGUCUUUUCUGCCCAUCUCCGAAAGCAGAUAGAACCUUUGUUUAACAUCCCUGGAAGACGGUACCUCGGACUGAGCAGCAGCACUCCCUCGAUUGGGUUUGACCGAAAUGCUGAACUCGACAGUGGGGAUGCAGGGUUUGGUGCUCGAUCUGAAUCAGAAGGUUGCAGAAGGGCAUGUCCGAUCAACUUUCACCGAACUCCUACAAACCCCACGUGGCAGGGUAUGUUCAUUAGACCCAGACCAGAUCAUGCCCUGUUCUGGUGGCUCCCCUCCCUCCCCUUGGGUCAGAGCCAACAGGACUGAUGAUGCCUGACAGACCAAAGUGAGUCAGAGGCUUGAGGACAGCAGAACUAUGUACUGACAGGUACUGUCUCCACAAUCACCUUGAGUGCAGCUUGACGAACUCCAUGAGGUUUGAGGUCGGCCAUUCCAUCUGUCCUGAUUGAGCUCCAGCAUCUUGCAGUGCAUCAGUGAAGUUGGAACAAUUCUUAGCCUCUUUGAGCCCAUGGUGACUUGGUUCAGCAGCAGUUUGGAGAGGAGCUGAUAUCAAGGGGCACAGGUCAAGUGUGAACGACAGACGGUCUGAAGCUGGUUUCUGACUUGGUGUAGCGGGAGGGAUGGCAACCCUGAUACAUGAUGCUAUGAUGACACCUGCUGAAGCUGUCAAGCAACGAAUGCAGAUGUUUAAUUCUCCAUACAAAAGCGUCUUGCACUGUAUCCGGGUUGUGCGCAAAGUGGAAGGGAUCAGAGCCUUUUACCGGAGCUACACCACACAGCUGACCAUGAAUGUGCCCUUCCAGGCCAUUCACUUCAUGACCUACGAGUUCAUGCAGGAGCAGCUGAACCCGUGCCGGCACUACAAUCCCUUGUCACAUGUCUUCUCCGGGGCCCUGGCAGGGGCAACAGCAGCUGCAGCCACCACUCCACUGGAUGUCUGCAAGACACUACUGAACACGCAGGAGAAUCUGAAGCUGGGAACCUUGAAAAGCAAAACCAGGCACCUUUCGGGUAUGGCCAAUGCCUUGAGGACAGUCUACCAAAUUGGUGGGGUCCCUGCCUACUUCAAGGGUGUGCAUGCCCGCGUCAUUUAUCAGAUGCCCUCCACUGCCAUUUGUUGGUCAGUCUAUGAAUUUUUCAAGUACUUCAUAACGAAGCAGCAGCAACAGCUUCUGCCGCCCUCCUCUUGAGGGCGCCCCAUUUCCCCCCCCCCCCCCCCCCCCCCCCACCCCCCCACCUUUAACAUGAAGAUGGGAUAGUGUUGAGCGAGACACUCCCACAGUUUUCCAAGAGGUGAUUUAGGAAAUUAUCAGAAUGCUAUGCGUCAGCCAAUUGUGCUUUGAUGGCUGCUGUUGGAAACACCCCUGGAAGCUUGGACCAGCUCAACUUCCUCCAACCCCCUUUAUAUUUCAGAGGGCAAUAUCAAAAGGCUUUGAGCCCAUAGACGCGGAAGAGGAGCUGCUCUCGGCUCUCUGAAGCCAAUGUGUGAAUGUAGGGAUAACAGAAACCUGUUGGCAAUGGUCAGUUCCUGGCGAACCCUUUCUGUGUUGCAAUGCUUGCUAAAUAUCCGUUUGAAUAAAUCCUCUCUCAAAGCAGGGAAGUUAGAGCUGGCUGCUUUCACAGUCUGAGGGUCUGAAAGCCCACUAUAUGCUCGGUACCUUGGUGAGGUUGGAGAGAUUGAGUGAAACAGACACCAGGCCAAACUGUCCUUCCUAUGUCCUAUGCAUAGAUAUGCACACGCACACACCCCUCCCUGAGAUCCACAUUGUUUUCUCGGGCAAGGGUCUUACAAUGCAAGAAAACUGUCGCUUCAGCUCAUUGAGGUGCCUGGUCACUGAACUCCAUCGACAAGGGGGAGGUAGAGAUGACGAGACUCUUGCUUAAUUGACUGGGCAUUGAGGGGAGGGGGAGGUGAGGUUAAUUGCCCCAUCUUCCAUGGUGACAGUCAGGAUGUGGGAGGAAGACUUCACAUUGGCCAUGGUGGGAGGGGGUGCAGCGAAGGUGGGAAAACAAAGUAAACAAGGGUCAUGGCUCCUGAUCUUUAUUCAAAAGCAGAGUGUUGACAUCAGGCAAAGACUGUAAUGGGUUCAGUGAUGCAUUUCACAGCCCAAUAAUACUGUGGAGCUCUCCUGAUUGUCUGUUGGAAGGGGAAAGGGUAGGUGAUUUUCAGCGAUGAAGUGGGUGUAUAGGAGAUGUAUAUGGAGAGAGAGAGAGAGAAAGAGAUUUUCUCACUGUUUAGAGAUAUUUUAUCAAGUUUGGGGGUUUUAACUGAAUGUAUUGAGAAGGAGUGAAGGAUGUUGCUCAGGAUGUUUUCUGAAAUAAGCUGCAUAGGAGAUGGGGCAUGUUGUUAGGGUUUGAAUGUCUUUUUAUCUUUUGCAUUGAUUUUUCAACAUGUGAAUGUCACAGAAUCCCACAGUUUUAAGCGAAGUUUGUGUCUUUUUUAGAAUAUGCCCCAUAUGCUGAGAAGACUUUUAUGGAAUGAGCAAAUUUAGAAUGUUAAAUUAAUGUUCAGUCAUAAAAUGUUGAGUUUCUACAAUGGCCUCUUGCUGUAUUAGUGAUCCCUUUGCUCUAACUCCUUUAUCUAAUUUCUCACUCAUUCCCCCUCUCAUUCUCACACUUGCCUGCUCAACCUCACUCUUAUUCUCUUAAUCUGUCUGUUUUGAGUCUCUUCUGGUAAGAGAUCCCCUUGUUCUCAGUCGAUUGUCCAAAAAUUUCAAUUUCUACCUGAGAUUGAAACUCUCUCAGUAUUUUAAACUUGAAACUAGUUAAUUUUCCUCCUUGGAUUCUCUCUCUGGCAUGGCGGAGGUGUUCAUUGUGAAAGGUUUCCAAGGUUUGGAAUGAAUGUGAAAUCAGCGUCCAAGGCCAUCAGGAGAAUUUGGGCCCCCAGUAUUCGUUCCCCCAAAGACUUCAUGCUGGUAGGGGUGGGGGUAGGGGUAGGUUUGGGAGUGGGAGGGGGGAUGCUCAGGGAGGGAGAGUUGGUGAUUUCCACCACCAUCACCACCUGCCCCUGGGCAGGGCCAGCACCCUUUGCAAUAGUGACUGGCAAAGGGGUUUGUGCCUAUAAACAGAGGGGAUCUGUUCUGUGAAAAGGAAUAGGAUUUUGCUGGCCCUUUUUGAUUUGAUGCAGCUCCUGGGCAAGCAUGUCAGGCCACAGGGCAAGGUGCCAGUAAGAGGCGGGCAACUGGCUCAGGGUGACCUUCUCACUCCAGUCUGGUUGAGCAGAGGUAACUGGCUAACUUCUGAAGAACACUGUCUCACUCCUGCGAGCUCACUGACCUGGCCCAGUGUUUGUUGUGGCCUCCUGACUGGUACUGACAUUGACCACCAUUCAGACUUUGCCACCUCUGCACUGCUGCUGUGUUCUUCAAUGCACUGUCAUUUUUGAAAAAAAAAUAUAUAGUUUUUCAUUGUGUGAAGAGGAGAAAAACCAGUGUCUUAUUGGAGAAUUGCUUUAUAUCGAGUGUGGCAAUCCAUGUCUCUAAGAAGUUGCAAAGAUUCUUCAAAACUGAAUAAUGUGUAUUUUUUUAAUGCUAAAUUAAAACAAAAACAAUUUUAAA